Messenger RNA from Pestalotiopsis fici W106-1, 657 nucleotides. RefSeq lists its product as uncharacterized. Bases 1 to 657 code for a protein of 218 amino acids. Lineage: Eukaryota; Fungi; Ascomycota; Sordariomycetes; Amphisphaeriales; Sporocadaceae. The transcript has 6 exons. The record is from RefSeq and is a predicted model, not a curated record.
AUGCUACCCUUGGUACUGCUCACCUUCUUGAGCCUUGCCAGCCAGGCUUCGGCGGCAACAUGGUACUUUCUCCGAUACUAUACGCCGUCCGGUGCCAAGUUCACCUCCUUCUCCGGAGAGAUGGUGAUUCCCGCAUUACCACAAGCAGGCACAUACUAUCUCUGGCCCGGAUUGCAACCAACCGACAACAGUGGUGUCUACCAGAACGUGCUCGACGGUCGAAGCGGCACCUGGUGGAUCGGUUCUGGAUGGUGCUGUAGCAACCCGAGUCUGCCCUGGGGGAGCGGUUUCAACACCUAUGCCGGAGAAACCGUGACAUUCAGCAAUACGCUUAAAAGUGACAACUCUGGCUGGACUUCCACCCUCACCAGAUCUGCCAAUGGAGCUAGCGUCACCGACACCUUUGCUUUGGCCGACAAAUCCUUCAACCAAGUCUUGUUCGCAAUUGAGCUGACCGGCGUGAGCUGGGAUUUUGGACAACUCGCCUUCAAGAACGUCAGGAUCACUAGCACCGGAACCGACUCUAGUUGGUGCACUUCGAGUCCUGAGAACUACAAUAGUGCUACCACCUACUCUAUCAGCGGCGUCUCAGCCAGUGUCAGCGGCAGCACUGUCACUUGCACCAUCAGCUCUGUGAUUCUGCAAAAGCCAGCCUAA